Messenger RNA from Eimeria tenella, 456 nucleotides. RefSeq lists its product as uncharacterized. The coding region runs from base 1 to 456 and encodes 151 amino acids. Lineage: Eukaryota; Apicomplexa; Conoidasida; Eucoccidiorida; Eimeriidae. The record is from RefSeq and is a predicted model, not a curated record. The transcript has a single exon.
AUGCUGACCUCGUCGAGACUAUUCGCCCACCCACCCAAAGCGCCCAUGCUCCCCUCCCACUUCCCUCUCCCACACCAGUUGCCGAUAAUCCGCCUCCUCUAUGCAACAUUCACCCAACCCAACCUAAAUCCCAACUGCUCCAACACCCAACCGCAACGAACCUCCUGUGAACUCAGACAUACGACCCAAAGCGCGGUGCGCCUGCCUACUCCAGCAAUGCCACCCAACACCACACACCAACUGCGCAACACAUGCAGUGCCUCAAACUACAACACUACAGCUGUCCACGCAGGCCUCUCCCCUCCCUCCUCUGCUAACACCCUCAGAAACGAACUUCCUGUCAGCCAAGUCGCCACAAUCCACGCUUGUCGUUCUACACACUUCACCAUGCACAGCCGCAUCCGCAUCCCCUCUUCCCAACACCGCCCCAAUACGACACCACCACCCAGCAACUAG